UGACAAAAUGGAACCCACCAGCAGUGUGAGGAGACCUGAAAGUGGCACAUGGCAGAGUGUGGCGAUGGAGACAGCAGCAAUGGGAGGCCGUACAGGGACCCAUGAGACACUCUGGACCUGGCAGCAGCAUGAGGAGGCGGUACAGGGGCCCAUGACAGAUUACAGGCCUGGCAGCAGCAUGAGGAGUCGGCACGGGGGCCCAGCACCCUAUCACAAAAUGGAACCCACCAACAGUGUAAGGAGACCUGAAAGUGGCACAUGGCAGAGUCUGGCGAUGAAGUCAGCAGCAAUGGGAGGCCGUACAGGGACCCAUGACACACUCUGGACCUGGCAGCAGCAA
This is a messenger RNA of Staurois parvus, 340 nucleotides long. The record is from the annotation of a GenBank genome assembly. NCBI's taxonomy places the organism in Eukaryota, Metazoa, Chordata, Amphibia, Anura, Ranidae.